ACUUCUCCUAUGUUCAACCUAAUCUUAAGCAUAACGACUCUGCGGCCACUCCUUUUUUAUCUCUCUUUCAGCCUGCAACCUAAGUCUAGGAAAAAAAAGGAUCUGAUCGUGGUUGAAUUGGUUAGACUUGUUUUAUCAUCUAAAAGUGUACCGGGAAAGGUGACUUAUAUUUAGAUUAUGAUAGAGCAAAGCUUACAUUUUUGGGAGGUGAUAAGGAGAAGAGAAAGUCGAAGUGAUUGAAAGUGGCCACGGUGGCUGCUAGUGGUGCGAGAAGGAAACAGAGCAGUGUUAGGAAUCAACCUUUUUCACAUCCAGAAUAGAAUCCUUUUCCCCUUUGGAAACUGCGGCUCAGAAGACAAAAAUUUAAUUCACACCAAUAAGAUGUAAUCUUUUUCCAGUUUGUGACUUUGCCUAUGGUAUUUAAAACUGAAGACCCCUUUUCCUUGCUGCUUUUGGAUCCCAAAUUGGAGAACAUCCUCUUUAUAUAUCCUUUCCAUUUGUCCUGGGGAAAAGUCGUUUAACCAUUGAGACUUUUGGUGCCCGUCCUUCCAAGGAAUAUUACUAGAAAGUCUCUCCCCAUAUAACCUAAGUUUUGCUUCGGCUGGGACAUGCGAAGUACAGGACUAAAUCAAGCAACAGGUUCGGUAAACAUCAAUUCAAGUUUAGCGACAAUCAACCAAACAAUGACGAAAGAUGAAGAAUCAAUAGAUGGUGAACCACAGUACGUUCAGCCUCCACUCAUCCCGCAAGUUUACCCUUGGCUUUUGAUAUCUCAUGGAAAGCAAUUACAAAGGCAUACUUUCUUCAGCUGCAUAGAAAACCGCUAUCAUACCAGGAUUGUCCCUUAUCUGAGGGACAAGCUUGUACUCCGCUGUUGUUUUGGUUGGCUAAUUUUGGAAGACGAGGAAACAGAUGAUUGUCAUCUUUUUAAUCCUGUAUCUAUGGAAAAUAUUCAACUUCCGUUGCUUGAAUCUUUCGACCGUGUUACAUCUGCCUUAUUGUCUGGACCCCCUGGUGACUCCAAUUGCCAUGUUCUUUUUAUUGGAUCCCCUAAUCGACUUGCAUUUUGCCGGCUUGGUGAUGAUAACUUUGUUGAACAAAGUUCAGUAUUUGGAGAGGAUUCUUUGUCGACUGUAACUGUCAUGAAUGGAAAAAUGUAUGGCCUGAUGAUGCAGAGUCAUGCAUUGGUUACUCUUGAUUUUGUAGGUCCAACAAUACUUCUUCGCCACAUAAUAAAGGACGGUUCACCUUUUCAACUACCUUGCCCAUUGCCUCCGGAGAAUUCUUUCUAUGAUAAGUAUUUGAUCGAGUCCUCUGGCGAACUCUUAUUUGUUUUUAAAAUAUACUCAGCCCCAGGCAACUACACUGUUGCCUACUUCAAAGUUUUUCGGGUGAAUACUUCUGAAAUAGUGUGUGAGGAGGUGAAGAAUUUGGGGGAUCAGGUGGUUUUCUUGAAUCACCAUUAUGGGAUGACAUGCUCCAUACAAGAACCUGGAAUUAGGAGAAACUCUAUAUAUUUUGCCGAGCUAUUUGACAGAAACCUGUAUGUGUAUAACAUGGAAAAUCGAAGUCAAUCAGUGAAACUUCCAUGUCCAAUUGCAAAGCGAAAAGCGCGCCUGAGUUGGGUUAUGCCGUUGUUACCUUCGUCAAGCUAGCAUGCCAGAGUUGGGUUAUGCCGAUGUUACCUUCGUCAAGCUAGCAUGCCAGAGUUGGGUUCUGCCGUUGUUACCUUCGUCAAGAUAAGCCAUAGAUUAGAGGUAAGACAAAAUGACUUGGAGCGUAUCUGUUGUCAGUUAAUUAUUUGGCUUCAUUUGAGACCAAAUGGCUCGAAGCUUAUACUGUAGUUGGUUAUCAUAAGACAAACUCUUGUUAAUUAAUUCUUUGGCUUAAUUUGAUUUUAAUUUCUUAUGUGCCUCCAAGUAUGUGAAACAAUUCUUUGGUCAAUUGAUGGGAAUGGAAACGGUUAAUAUCAUCCCCUU
Molecule: messenger RNA, 1979 nt
Organism: Coffea eugenioides
Lineage: Eukaryota; Viridiplantae; Streptophyta; Magnoliopsida; Gentianales; Rubiaceae
Product: F-box/kelch-repeat protein At1g57790-like
Exons: 2
Coding region: 609-1655 (348 amino acids)
Source: RefSeq, a predicted model, not a curated record